Messenger RNA from Anthonomus grandis grandis, 820 nucleotides. RefSeq names its product N-alpha-acetyltransferase 80. Gene Ontology annotation, biological process: protein acetylation. Gene Ontology annotation, cellular component: cytoplasm. Gene Ontology annotation, molecular function: acetyl-CoA binding; N-acetyltransferase activity. The record is from RefSeq and is a predicted model, not a curated record. The transcript has a single exon. The coding region runs from base 210 to 767 and encodes 185 amino acids. Lineage: Eukaryota; Metazoa; Arthropoda; Insecta; Coleoptera; Curculionidae.
UAGUUUCUAACCUAAAAAUUAGCCAUCCUUUGUCCUUUCAAUUUUAUUUAUAUUAAAAUAAAACGUUUUUUAGAGCGUUUAAGGAUUUAAAUUAAUUUAACGUGCUCAACAUUAACAAUGCACUAAAAAAAAGGGAGAAACCAUAACUUUCUUUAUCCUCAACUUUACGCACCAAAACAACUAUUUUUACACUUUUACUUGCCUUUUAGAUGACCCUCUCAGUUGUUCCAAUACACAAACAACCCCAAUUCCUCAGGGCUUGUUGUGAUUUAGUUAACAGUGAAUGGAAAAGAAGUGAUACAGCACGCCUUCGAAGCUUAGAAUCAUCUUGUGACCACUUGCCUGUCUCUUUAAUUCUUAUUAAGGAAGGCAGCCUUAUUGGACACCUGAAACUCUCCAUAAUUCCCAGCAUAAAAGAGGGAUGUUUUGUUGAAAGUGUUGUUAUAAAACAAGAUCACAGAGGCCAAGGUUAUGGCACAGUUUUAAUGAAAGAAGCUGAAAAGUAUUGUAAGAACUUUCUGCAUUUAAAAGUGAUUUAUUUGUCUACUAAGGGUCAAGAAAAGUUUUAUCAUAAAUUGGGUUAUGAGGAGUGUGCGCCCAUAUCCAUUUAUGGAAGUUUUGGUGUAUCUAGUCAAGUAAAAUCAUUCAAAGACAAUAAGUGUGUUAAGAAGGUAGUAUCAGAAAAUGCACCGAUGGCUCCACCCUUGCCAGUUCAUAUAAACAAUAGUGGAAAUUCUUUAAAAACUUAUAUGAGAAAAGAGUUAUAAUAAGUUUAUGGUUUGUACAUAUGAUGUAUGUAAAUAAAUUCGUGUUUGACAUC